AUGUCGGUAUCUGCCGAGAUUCUGCUUCAAGAUAUCGAGCCGAUCGCCGGGUCCCCCGUCCCCGAGGUCAUCAACUCUCAGGUUCACAUCGAGCUGAGCACGGCCUCAUUCUUGUCUCUCUACCGACACACAACACCAUUGCAGCUAUGCACGCUUCUUGGCUCGGCAUUAUGCGCGAUGAUCGCCGGUGCAGCGAUGCCCUUGGUCACCGUGGUGUUUGGGUUAAUGGCCGAUGAAUUCAUUCAUGGCGACGAAAAGUCUGCGCAGUAUGUGAUCGACCGGACUCAACAUUUCACUGUUAUGCUGGUGAUCAUCGCGAUUGGGUCCUUUGUGACGACUUUGAUCAGCACAUGGGGUUUCAAUGCAACUGGGGAGCGACUCGCGCGUCAGCUCCAACAAAGCCUCUUGUCGUCAGUUCUACAGCAGAAUAUCGCAUAUUUUGACGUGAUUGGACCAGGCGAGUUGAUCUCUAAUCUUGAUCAAGACAUGAAGUUGAUCCAGGACGGGAUCUCCCAGAAAGUGGGCGAUGUGAUCUCCGGGCUAUCUGGUUUCGUCGUCGCCCUGGUCUGCGCCUUCAUCAGCAAUCGGCGAUUUGCGUCCAUUAUGAUCACUCAGCCAAUAUCGCUCAUUCUCCUCGUCGGAAUGAUGGGAUUCUGGGUAAGUAAAAUCCAGCGAAAGGGGUGGGCCCAUAGUGUGCGGGCGAGCAAUUUCGCUCAAGGGGUCCUUGGUGCUAUGAGGAAUGUAAUCGCCUAUCGCAGUCAAGAAAGGUACGCGGAAAAGUACCACGGCAUCUUACAGUAUCUGUCGGUCUUGGACUUCCGGGAAAGGUUCAUCUUUGCUGUGAUCGUUGCCGGUUCGUUCGCCAUCCUGCACUGGGGCAACGGACUCGGGUUCUGGCAAGCCGAGCGUUUGAUUAGUCUGGGUCAGUGUACCAUCUCAGAGGUCCUGACUAUCCUGUAUGCGACAACUGUUGCUGGGGGUAUGCUCUGUCAGGCCUUGCCUUUCGUUGUGAGCAUUGCAAACGCCAAUGGAGCAGCAUCUCGGGUCUUCGCGGUGAUUGACCGAGUCUCUGCGAUCAACCCUCUAGAGGAGACGGGUGUAAAGCCCGAUCUGGUGACUGGAGUCAUUCGGUUUGAAGAUAUCAGCUUUGCUUAUCCCUCGCGCUUGGGGCACCUGGUCCUCGACAAGGUCAGUUUCGAAGUGCCCGCGGGAGAUACUGUGGCUUUGGUCGGGCCCUCUGGUUCUGGAAAGUCCACAGUCCUCGCCCUGCUGGAGCGAAUGUACCACCCACUAAGUGGUCGAAUAACGAUAGGUGACACCCCGAUCACGGAGAUGAAUAUCUCCUGGCUCAGAUCUCAGAUCGGUUACGUCGGUCAAGACAUUGCCUUAUUCAACACAACCCUCCAUUCGAACAUUGCCCAUGGACUCCCACAACAUGUUCAAGAGACACUGGAUGAGAUGAGCAUCCGGCAACUAGUAGUGCAAGCGGCUGAGACUGCUGGCAUCCAUUGCUUCAUCACCAAUCUGUCUCAAGGCUAUGAGACGGUCAUUGGGGCGAGCGGAUCAAGACUAUCGGGUGGCCAAAGACAACGGCUUGCAAUUGCCCGUGCAAUAAUAUCGCAGCCGGCAAUUUUACUGCUUGACGAGGCCACGGCCGCACUCGAUAGUCAAAGUGAGAAUGACGUCCAGAAAGCUCUCAAUGCAGCUGCUUCCGGGCGCACCACUAUGAUCAUUGCGCACCGCCUCUCGACGAUUCGAAACGCGGACAAAAUCCUUGUCAUGGGGGAUGGGAAAUUUUUGAAUGAAGGAAGCCAUUCGGAGUUAAUGCAAAAAUGCCCACGGUAUCAAGAGCUGGUCGGACAACAAGAGCUUAGCCUGAACAACCAAGAGAAUUGCCUAGCUACGCAGACAUUCCAGACAAAGCAACAGCCACGCGACGUCUCUAUUAGCAUCGAUACCGUACCAGCCGAUGACUAUUCAUCUGCAGCCCAUUCCGGAAGCAGCAUCAAGCUUAUCUGGGGCUUGAACCACCCAGAAGUUCUGUAUACAUCUGCAGGCGUUUUCUUCAGUGUGCUGGCCGGUGCAACAUACCCCAUCCAAGCAAUCUUCUUCGGUAACGGGAUCAUGUCGAUCUUGAAACCCUCUUUGAGCACAGGUGGCCACGACACCCAAUACUGGGCAAAGAUGUACUUGAUCCACGGGUUCAUUGUGCUUCUAGUCUACUGCCUCCGAGGAUAUUGCCUCGCGGUGUCGGCGUGUCGACUGAGUCUUCGGACCCGGUCAGAGCUGUUCAAGACAUUCCUCUUCAAAAGUCUUCCUUUCUUCGAAAAAAAUGGCCAUUCAACAGGGGCGUUGGUGAGCUUUCUCUCCUCGGAGGCUGUCAAGGUGAUUGGUGUAUCAGGAACGUCCCUCGGGCUCGUGGCGGAAAGCAUUAUGAUGCUUGGAACCGGAAUUGCCAUUGGGUGCAUCUUUGGCUGGAAGAUCGGACUUGUUGCGACCGCGACCGUUCCACUUGUGGCAGCCUCUGGAUUCCUGCAAUACUAUAUUGUGGCGCAGGUUGAGAAAUUUGUCAGGCGUGACACCGACGCUGUAGCUGUUGCUCAUGAAGCCUUCACUGCAAUUCGAACUGUGACGGUGCUCGGCCUGCAUACCUCAGUCAUGGAAUCCUUUCAAAGGGCAAGCGACCGAGACCGUCGACCCAAAUACUGGGUUCUCUCGGCUACCAUGUAUGCAUGCACGACAUCCUUACGCGUCUUGAGCAUUGCAUUUGUGUUUUGGUACGGAGGCACUCACCUCAUCGCAACGGGCGAGUAUACCAUCCAGCAGUUUUUUAUCUGCUUUGCUGCGACAGUCUGGGGAACACAGUCGGCGGCGACACUCUUUUCGCGUGCUCCGGAUAUUGCAGGUGCUCAUGGUGCUGCUCAAAAAGUGAGAGACUUGAUGGAAACACAGCCUUCGCAACGCUUCGCAACGCCGGACGUUAGCAUGUCUCUACCUGUGCCAAGCGCACCGGAAAAUCUGUCUUUGCAAAAGGUCAGCUUCAGAUAUCCGGCGCGUCUAUCCCAACUCGCCUUGGAUGAAGUCAGCUUUGAAGCCCCUCCCGGGUCUUUUAUUGCACUUGUCGGAACUACCGGUAGUGGUAAGAGUUCUGUGGUAAACUUGAUAGAGCAGUUCUAUCCUGCGGACCAGGGCGAGAUCAGGCUUGCCAACACAUUGAUUGCCCAAUACUCUGUUGAUAGCUAUCGUGGGUAUAUCGCACUCGUCGAUCAGAAUCCAUGCUUGGUUGGAGACGACUUGCGAGAAUGUUUCCAAAGUGGCGAGCGAUAUUUCUCGGACGAUGAGAUCCAGGCAGCUUUGGGGUCUGUUGGACUGGGAGACUUUGUGCUGUCUCUUCCGCAAGGAUUAAGCACUUCUGUCUUGGGGAAUGGUUCGACGUUCUCCGGCGGACAGCGCCAGCGCAUGGCGAUCACGAAGGCUCUUCUCCUUCGGCCUCGAAUUCUUUUGCUGGAUGAGGCAACCUCCGCACUCGACACCGCAUCGGAGCAGCUAGUCCAACGGGCUGUAAGAGACGCCAUGAGAGGCCGGACCACAAUCGCCAUCGCCCAUCGAUUGAAGACAAUUGUUGAUGCCGACGAGAUCCUUGUUUUUGAUUUUGGUAGGAUCGUUGAAAGAGGAACCCAUGCUGAGUUGAUAAGGAUGGAAGGCAAAUAUUGGCAGAUGGCUCGCUUGCAGGAACUCAGUGGGAAGGACUGA
This is a messenger RNA of Penicillium olsonii, 3753 nucleotides long. The record is from the annotation of a GenBank genome assembly. Lineage: Eukaryota; Fungi; Ascomycota; Eurotiomycetes; Eurotiales; Aspergillaceae.